GCAAAAACUCAAUCCUUCUCUCUCCAUGUACUCCUUCGACCUCCUCGAGCUGCUCCGCGAGACCGAUACCACGCUCCAAGCCUCCCCUCUCCCCGCCUCUCUCCCGCCUCCCGCCAACUACACCUCCAAUCUCGCGAAGAACCUGACAACUCGCUGCUGGGCGGCGGCGAACAACAUCCACAUGGUGGGCGGCAGCGCCGGCUUCCUCAGCAACCGCGCGGAUUUCGACACGCCCAUGACGCUCAUGAACCAGAUCAAAUCCACCGUCCACGUCUACGAUGGCUGCCUCUACGGCAUCGUGUCCCGCGGGAACGAGGCGCUCUUCGCGACGGUGGGGAACGAGCUGAUCGCGGGGCAGUCGCUGCCGAUCGUGAAGGUCUGGAAGAGCGACCGCCGGCCGCUGGCGCCGUUCUGCUCGUUCGGCGGACACACGAGCUUCGUGCACUCGCUGCAGUUCCUGCCGUCCGCGCCGCUGCUGGCGUCGUGCUCGGACAAGCUGUGCGUGUUCGACUUCCAGAAGCAGCAGGUGCUGACGCAGUGCAGCGGAGGCGGCGGGUUCACGCACAUGGCGUCGUCGGCGAUGUCGAUCACGGCGAAGGGCGUGGACGGUUCAGCGUCGUGGCAGCAGUUGUACUGCACCACCAAGAGCAACGAGGUCGUCUGCUACGACGUGCGGCAGAAGUUCUACGACGUGCUCGUCAGCGCGCGCUUCCCCUUCGCGGCGCGCGUCUCGACGAUCCGCACGCCGACGGAGACGCCGGUGCUGUGCGCGCUGACCACGUUCUCCAACGAAUUCUUCGCCACCGCGUGGAACUCCGGAGUGAUCGAGGUCUUCGCGCAGCGCGUCGCCACGCCUCUGUUCCGCUGGCAGGCCCACGCGUGCCACGUGGUGAAGCUGGUCUUCUUGGAGCGGUCGAAACUGCUGUCGGCGGGCACGGACGGCUCCGUUUUCGUUUGGAACCUCGCAGGAACCGCGCCCAAGCUCUUCGCCAAGCUAGGAGGGCUGGCCACCAUCGGAUCGGCGUAUGGGCUGAGUGUGACGGAGUAUGGGAGCGGGUUGGGCGUGAUGUAUGCAAAUGGAGACUCCAUGUUCGCAUGCAAUGAUCUGGAUUUGAGGGAGUAUAUGAACGUCGGGGGAAUGGACGUACAGACGCUGACGAUGAGUUCGAACGUUCUCUGCGAUGGAAUUACCACCAAGCCGCUGAGUAAUCUGAAGCUUUGCGCGAAUGCGGCUUGUCCUUUACGAAGAAUCGCGCUGUGCGGUUCGGAGAGUGGAAAUUUGUAUGUGGUCCAGUGGAUUUGUUUGUUUGACACGGUUUUAUCACUCAGUCAUAUUACUCUUGUUUCACAAGGAUGUCUGUGCAGACGGGUGAGCCGAAGUCUGAAAAGAAUGCAGGUACACUGGCUAGCUGUUUGCGUCAACAAUGUAGUUUCCUUGGAAAAAAGUCCCAGAACUGAUGAUUUGUUGGCGGGGUAUGAGACUUAUUUGGAUCGUUGA
Blastocystis hominis is the source of this 1498-nucleotide messenger RNA. RefSeq lists its product as hypothetical. Gene Ontology annotation, molecular function: protein binding. The record is from RefSeq and is a predicted model, not a curated record. The coding region runs from base 26 to 1498 and encodes 490 amino acids. The transcript has 4 exons. NCBI's taxonomy places the organism in Eukaryota, Bigyra, Opalinata, Blastocystidae.